UAAUGAUGCAAGUUGAACAGAAUUAUGGACAUUGCUUGUCCUUUGAAUGACUGUGUGUGCCUGAUGAUUAUAAAUAUGAAAUAUAUUUGUAUGAUGACACAUCACCAAAGUGUUCAUGUACAAUGGCAGUAUGCAGUGUCCAUCUGUCCCUACCACCACUUUUCCCUGUUACUAUGUUUAGACGGAGUAAAUGCUUGGUGGGUUUCAUUUUACCGAGAAAUACUAAAUGCACUGGGAAAGAGAAACUGAAACUUACCAAUCAAAGCAAUAAGGAAACUGUAUUCCUGUAUCAUUCCUGCGAUAUCUUGUAGGAUCCGUCGCUGAUAGCAGCUUCUUGUGAUUGUUAUUGUGAUUAAAGAUGAACGUGUAACAGCUCGCUGACCACCUUUACAAGACAAGGAUAGACACACCAGACAUCUGCUGUUAUCAUGUACUCAUCAUUUGCAUCUACGUUUAAAGAGUCCUAUGAACUAUCCUCUCCAUACACAUCUUUACAUGACAAUUAUGUUCCCAAAAAGCCGCGCAUGAGUGGACUUAAAACAUUGCUACUGGCCACAGGAUGUUUGACUGUCCUAGGGUGUUUACUCGCUAUUGCUUUGAUAGAGGUGAUGAAAAAUGAGGAAAACAUACACAAAGCUUUGAAUAUCAGCACCACGCAUCAGCCAGAUCUACAUGCUGAAGAGUCUGAUCAGUGCAGGAUUGUUCUGGUCGAGAGCAUCCCUUUAUGGAUGGAUUAUGGAGCCAAUGCCAGUUUUGGUGUGCCGCUGUACAAGGCAUGGAAAGACCUUCUGUCUACAGCAAGCAAGCAAAUCGAUAUGGCGUCGUUCUAUUGGACUCUUACUGGCGAGGACAUCGGUGCCAAAUCAGUCACUGACCAGUUUGGUCGAGACAUCCUGGAACAAUUAAAAGCGCUGCCAAAACGAAAUGUGUCUGUGAGAGCUGUGAGCAGCAUCCCUUCUGUGUCCAGCAACUCGACAGACCUGGACAUCCUGAGAGAAAAUGGAGUCCAUGUGAGACGAAUUAACUUCGGCAAACUGACCCGAGGAAUUCUUCACAGUAAAUUCUGGAUCGUGGACAACAGACAUAUCUACAUCGGCAGUGCCAACAUGGACUGGAGAGCAUUAACGCAGGUGAAGGAACUUGGAGUGGUGAUUUACAACUGCACCAGUCUGGCCACAGACCUCUAUAAGAUCUACCAGUCCUACUGGGUUAUGGGUCACAGCAAUGCUACGAUACCAGAUCCCUGGCCCUCUUUUUAUGACACAUCCAUCAAUAAGGACCAGCCUCUUCAUUUGAAUCUUAGUGAUGUUCCCAGUAGAGUUUACAUCUCGAAUUCCCCUCCCGCCUUCUGUCCGGAAUCACGCACCAAAGACCUGGAUGCCAUUUUGUCCGUGAUCGGCCAGGCGGGGCAGUUCAUUCAUGUAGCAGUUAUGGAAUAUUUCCCUGCCUUCAAGUUCAACUAUCACAAGUACUGGCCAGUUAUUGAAAAUGCACUGAUACAGGCAGCGUUGGAUAGGAACGUUACAGUGCGUCUCAUGAUCAGCUGUGGCCGUGACACUGACCCUUCCAUAUUCCCCUUCCUCAAGUCCAUCAAUUCCCUGAACUCUCCUCCUGACAACAUCAGGAUAGAAGUGAGACUCUACAUUGUUCCGGUGGGUAACGAGACCAACAUUCCCUAUACCAGAGUAAAUCACAACAAAUAUAUGGUGACAGAUAACGUGGCGUACAUAGGCACCUCAAACUGGUCUGCUGACUACUUCAACACCACCGCUGGUGUCGGGUUGGUGGUUUCUCAAGAUUUGUCGCAUUCCCCCUCACCUGGAGACACAUUAGUGGGGCAACUGAGUGCUGUGUUUGAGCGAGACUGGGACUCCAAAUUUGCAGUGCCACUUGAAAAACUGGGCCACAAUCCUGACUGCAUAUUUUCUAAAGCUUAAAUGGACAAUAUCAAUGAACUCAGUAUUAGGAGGUUGUAUUACACAAGGUGAAAUGAACUGUAAUGUUAAAUUGAAAUGCUGCACAUUAUAUAAUGCUGGUCUAUGAGUUUUAGUUAACAGUAUCAGCCUUUUCACACUAGUGAGACCAGGAUGAGGAGAGAACUGACACACAGUUAAGCAUCAGAGUGAACAGGCUUAUUAUAGCAGCCUUGACGGAAUAAAGCAAUAGACUUUUAAAUAGAAAAUAAAUCGAAUGAAUACAGUAUUGUGAUACAUGUAGCUUGUAAAUAAUAAAUAUCACUGCUGUCAAAAUUAAAACCAUAGCUCUAAGAUUGGGUUAUGUGAAGCAUAUUUUAU
Molecule: messenger RNA, 2294 nt
Organism: Hemibagrus wyckioides
Lineage: Eukaryota; Metazoa; Chordata; Actinopteri; Siluriformes; Bagridae
Product: 5'-3' exonuclease PLD4
Exons: 12
Coding region: 429-1937 (502 amino acids)
Molecular function (GO): catalytic activity
Source: RefSeq, a predicted model, not a curated record